AUGAUAUUAAACUAGAGCUGUUUCCAAGAAUAGGUACAACCGAUGUAUAACGGCAUUGUCGACAGUUUCUCUAAUUCCUUCGAAUUAAACAAAAAAGAAAUAUAACAGAAUCCAUCUGGAUUUCAAAGAAUUAAACCGAUCAUUUCCCAAACAAUUAAUAAUUCGUAAUUAAAUAUCUCACACUAAACCAAAGGAAUUAUUCAUUCAUCAAAAUGGAAGGGGAAAUGGAGAGCCAAAAUCAGCAAGCACUGGCCGCCGAGAAUCCCAGAACGCCAUUGUUACAGAACGCCGGAAAGCCAACAAAAACGCCGACCCAAAAAGCCAUUAGAAAGACCUUCAAAAAAACAGCCCAUUUAGCCAACCUCCUCCCCACCGGCACCGUCCUCGGCUUCCAAAUCCUGUCCCCCAUUUUCACGCACCAAGGUCACUGCCACACCACCGUCAGCCAAACCUCCACCCUCGCCCUCCUCCUCCUCUGUUCCUUGUCCUGUUUUUUCCUCCUCUUCACCGACAGUUUCCGGGACGAACGCGGCAAAGUCCGAUAUGGGGUGGCCACGUUUCAGGGCUUGUGGGCCAUUGAUGCCUCCACCACACUGCCCAAGGAGGAGGCUGCUAAGUAUAGGCUACGGUUUAUUGAUUUUUUUCAUGCCUUUGGUUCUCUGUUGGUGUUUGUAGCUGUUGCUCUGUUUGACGAGAAUGUUGUGAAGUGUUUCUAUCCGACUCCGUCCGAUGAAACAAGGGAGGUUUUGGUUGUGUUGCCUGUCGGAAUUGGUGUGUUGUGCAGCUUCUUGUUUAUUGUUUUUCCUUCUAAACGACAUGGCGUUGGAUUCCCUCUCUCUCGUCAGUAGCGACGAAACAAGAGAUGCUACAAACAAGUUCUUGUUGAAUUCUUCAAUUUCUCUAAGCUUUUGUAUUCUACACUCAUUAUUUCACUUAAUCUAAUUGAAUAUUCGACUUUCCAUGUCACAUGUUGUUCAUUUACAUUAAAAAAAAUGGUCCAUCUUUCUCCCAUGUUCGACUAUAAGCCGCCUAAACCAGUCCAAGUCCACUACUAAUCGAAAUUGUUCUCUUUUCCUUCUUGGUUUUCGGGGUUUCCCCUCAAGUCUUAAAACGCGUAUAUUAGGGAGAGAUUUCCACU
Molecule: messenger RNA, 1138 nt
Organism: Cucurbita maxima (winter squash)
Lineage: Eukaryota; Viridiplantae; Streptophyta; Magnoliopsida; Cucurbitales; Cucurbitaceae
Product: protein DMP7-like
Exons: 1
Coding region: 213-848 (211 amino acids)
Biological process (GO): endomembrane system organization
Source: RefSeq, a predicted model, not a curated record